This is a messenger RNA of Stomoxys calcitrans (stable fly), 3864 nucleotides long. It is a transcript of the gene Ankle2, whose product is annotated as ankyrin repeat and LEM domain-containing protein 2 homolog. The coding region runs from base 300 to 3668 and encodes 1122 amino acids. The transcript is spliced from 10 exons. Gene Ontology annotation, biological process: negative regulation of phosphorylation. The record is from RefSeq and is a predicted model, not a curated record. Gene Ontology annotation, cellular component: endoplasmic reticulum. Lineage: Eukaryota; Metazoa; Arthropoda; Insecta; Diptera; Muscidae. Gene Ontology annotation, molecular function: protein phosphatase 2A binding.
CGAAGAGAUAAAACAGUUUAAUUGUGAACAAACGACAAAAAUAUAACAAGCCAACAAGCAACUUAAAGAUAAUUGUAACAUUAGACAACUGGAAAGUAUCGAUGAUUUACAUUUAGUGUUAGUAGGCGGUGUUGUGAAACACCCAGCACGCAAAAAUCAUACGAUUUAGUUGUUUUUUCUGAUCAUUGUUUCUUUGGUUUUUGUGUUUGAUACAUAUUGAAUAAAAAAAAGGAAUAUAUAUAUUGAACUGUGAAAAAGCAACAAUUUGGCCGAGGUCAAUUGAAAAAUAGCCCUUAAAAAUGCCCUACUAUGGUCUAUAUAUACCCGUAAAGGGCGGUGGUAGCACAACGUCUGGAACAACUUCGAAUCAAAGUGGCAGCAGUAGUGGCAAUGAUGACGCUGCUGCUUCCAAUGAUAAUGUAACCGAAUCUCAACUGGUAUUCAAGGCUAAGGCAGACGCAUUAAAAGUUCUUAAAAAGCAUAAAGAUGCCCGGCUUAAGGAAUUCUCCAUUGAAGAAGAUGCCAUCAAAUAUGCCAAAACUGGAUUUGAAAUUGUACAACAAAAAUACAACGAUGUUAGAACUUCUACGGCAUCGUUGGAAACACCCGCAUUUAGAGCUCCCACAAAACAAGAACUUGUGCGAUUUCGCAAAUUGAUAGAAGACGACGAUUACAAUCGCGUGAAACAAACUAUUUGGGAUAAUCCACGUUAUCUCGUGAGCUCUGGUGAUACUCCAACGACACUCAAAGAGGGCUACCGCUACAAUGCCAUGCACGUUUGUGCACUCUCAAAUCGUCCGCAAAUAGCUGAACUUAUUUUAAAGACUGUUUCUGAUACGAAAUUUGCCGAUCUGUUGACCGGGAAAAAGUACGAUCAGAAAAUGUGCCAGGAAUUGUGCAUAAAUCUCCUGGACUAUUAUCUCAAUAUACCGGAAAAGGGGCGCAGCGAUACGCCUUUGCAUUUGGCGUCUAAAUUCGGUAACGUGGCAAUGGUGGAACUCUUGCUUUCCUAUCCCGAAUGUAAAUUGACGCGAAACAACGAAGGCAAAUUAGCGCAGCACAUAAUUUGUUUACGCUCAUCAAGCAUAGACGGCAGACAAACAAAAAUAGAAGAGCUUUUUAAGGAGCGUUAUUAUGUGCCUGUUCUCCGUUCGGUCGAUAGUUCUAUACCUGCCCAAAUUGGUCAACCAUUUGCAGCUAAUAACCCACCUCAACUUAACUGUGAUCCUUUAAGUCCUGAAGUCGAAAUUAAAGCAUUAGCAGGUCCAAUGACUCAAGAUCAGGCCAAGAAAUUUUAUCGUCGUUGGAAAACACCUCCUCGAUUGGGCAGCAAUGUCAGCUCGCCAAUAGCCAAUAAUCCGUUUAUAUCACCCAUGAAAUCCCGCAAUAGUCUACCGUCCACUCCACGUGAUUCAGGUAGUGCAACAAAUUCGCCCACUGCCAUGCUUCAGCGGCGUUCUCUCUUCAACUCAACACCUCAUCGCACAGAUGAGCGUCACAAUGGAACGAACGAAACCAACGGUUUUGCUGAUCAAUCCUCAUUGAUUCUAAAUGAUUCAUUCGACGACCAUCAAAACGGUAAUCAGGACAAAGAAAACGAGCGGGAGGCAUUCAAUAAACAGGAAACCAAUAAUAAUCACAGCGUAGAGAACAAAUUCAAGGGAAGCCUUUGCCCUGGAACUCCUUUGUUCAAGAUCAAAAGGGAUGCAUUUUUCACUUAUCGCGAGCAAAAUUUGGCAUCGCCCAUGCCGGGCUGCCUAGAAACUGACUAUAUGCAUGUUUCCGAUAUCUACGACAGUCCGGGCUAUAAAGAACGCCAUGUAAAAAAUACUGAUGCCGAAAAGGGUAUUGAAUGCAUCGGCCGUAAUCUAGCCAAGGAACAAAAUGUUGAAUGGCAAGAGUAUUGGGAUUUUUUAGAGAAGUUUAUAGACAUCGCUUCCGAGAAGGGUAUUGCGAUUCUGGAAAAAUAUCUGGCUCAAAAGCAAGCGGACUACGAGAGUGAGCAGAACAAAAAGAGGUCCAUUGGACGCAAUGCCGAAAUGUUGGAAGAUGUUUGCUCGGCAUUGGAGAAAUUCGGCUUUGUUGGCACAUCUAACGCAGAUGCAACAGACGCAAAUAGCCGCUGGAGAAACGGCAUUAAUCAGCGUUUCGAAAAUGGCUUUCGUAGUAGCAACCCGGUUCCUUCAAAUAUGAACGCCUCUGCUGCUCAACAAUCUGCGACGCCCUACACAUAUGUUGAAAAAUCAUUACAAGUGCAUGCCCGCCGAAUGACCAAAACUAUUGUCCACAAUAUUGAGAAUGAAGUGUCUAUAAACGACGCAUUACUUUUGGAAUUGCGUCGAGUGAAAUCUUUGAUUUACAGUUUCAAAGAAGAUGCCAGUUUUGCUAAUGUCAAUUUUGAAAAAGUACAUUCACGCAUUGGCAACUUGGUUGGGACGUUUUUGGAAAAUUCCCAGGAGAUCAGUUCUGAAAUGAAGGCGAAAAUAUUGAACAUUUUGCGAAAUCUUCUGCGUCAACAGGGUGAGAGGCGCGAACACAUAGAAUGCGUUUGUUCACGCAUACUCCAUAAGCUAGAGAAUCCAGUUGAACAAAUCCUUCCGGAAAAUUUAAAAACCGAGGAUAUGUGUUCAAAAGUGUGGUCCCAAGAGAAUGAUUGCAACUGCCAGUGGGAGAGUAAUUUAAGUCGCAAAACCAGUCACCGCAAUCGCAUGGAAGCGCGUUACAAAAAUCAUCAACGUAUGAAGCAACAAGAGAAGUCUUUACAACAACAACAAGUUAAUGAGAAAAUCUCCACAGAAUAUCGUAAUCCGAAGGUGGACAACGAUUCAUCAGAUGAUAUUGAUGAGAAUGUAUUUUGGUCUGAUUUUGGUUCAGAUAGCGACGAAGAGGAAGUUUUUUUUACACCUCCUGAUAGUCCAACUAACUGUCAUCGCUUAAACGAAGUGGAGGAUGAUGAUGAUGGAUAUAAGCAUUUUAUUUAUGGGAGUGAACCAACAAAACGAGAUUUGGAUGUUUUACAUGCAAUUUUUCACGUAGACAUUAACAAGGCAAAGUAUCCUACUAUUCAUUCCUGGAAAUCAGCUCUAAUGCGUUACUCCAACGAUGAAAUGGACUUUUUCCCCUCACCAAGAGUUGUCAAAAAGUCUCACACCUACGCAUCGACAGCCAAUAAAACAGACCCUGCCAUACCACCGCAAACACCAACUUCUCACAAGAAACCACAACCAUAUGUGCGUUCGAUUUCUAGUUCUUCCAUAACUUAUAACUCUUCCGGCCAGGCAAUCAUAAGGGAGCCAAUACUACAACUGCCUACAGCUAAACGUUUGUUUGCGUCUCCAGGAAAGCCAACAUUUGUAAAUACUGCCGAAUUUCCUGAAGUAAAAGAUGCCGCAGCUACAACAACCGCGCUGACGCCAAACUCGAUCAGCCAAACUGCAGCUGCUGAGUCUGCUGUCAAUAAUGAAAAGUCAACUGGAGUGAAUAUAGCGUUAAGAUCAAUACGGCCUCUAACACCACUCAAUAAAAUCCGUGGCCUGUUCAGUUCAUAUCGUGAACGCAUGGAAUCGAGUCCUUUGCCAUCGCUCAUGAGCGUGAAUGAGCGCGUUAGCAAAGAAGAAACCAAAAACUUAUCGCUGCUUAAUAUUUCCGAGUCAGAUUAUUUAACUUAGAACUGUUAGUAAGAUUUCAAGCUCAUUGGAAACUUUUUUUCUCUUUUGUUUUUGUUAAAACCUUGUUUCUCUUUCAUGUACAUUCAUAUUGCUCGUUGUAACAUAAGAUUUUCCUUUGAUUCAUCGUUACUUGUUCGUUGGCUUUUGCAAAAUAUAAAAAAAAAAUUUUUAGUUUAGUUUAUUAAACAAAAAGAAA